AUGGAUUUGGUCUUGGAAGUCGCUGACCAUUAUGUCUUGGACGACCUGUACGCUAAGAUCCUACCCACGUCGCUGGCUGCCAGCAUCCCUGCCAAAUGGCAGAACUGGCUGACUUUGAACAGCGGGUUUACCAACUCUACCAUUUUGCAACAGACGCUGAACUCUAAGAAUGCCGUCAAGGAGUGCAGAAAAUUCUACGGGCAGGUGCCCUUCUUGUUCGACAUGUCCAGCACUACAUUUGCGUCGCUUUUACCCCGUUCCAACCUGAUAAGAGAAUUUUUUUCACUAUGGGCCAUCGUCACCAUCUUCGGUCUUCUACUGUACUUGUUCACCGCUAGUGUCAGUUAUGUCUUUGUCUUCGACAAGUCCAUCUUCAACCAUCCUCGUUACUUGAAAAAUCAAAUGGCCAUGGAAAUCAAGUUGGCCGUCAGCGCCAUUCCAUGGAUGUCGAUGUUAACUGCCCCAUGGUUUGUCAUGGAAAUGAACGGCCACUCCAAGCUUUACAUGGACAUCGACUACGAAAACCACGGUGUGAGAAAGGUCGUCAUCGAAUACUUCACCUUCAUCUUUUUCACCGAUUGCGGUGUCUACUUGGCCCACAGAUGGUUGCACUGGCCAAGAGUCUACCGUGCUCUACACAAGCCUCAUCACAAGUGGUUGGUCUGCACACCUUUUGCCUCCCAUUCUUUCCACCCUGUGGACGGGUUCUUACAAUCCAUCUCUUACCACAUCUACCCAUUGAUCCUGCCAUUACACAAGGUUUCCUAUUUGAUUCUGUUUACUUUCGUCAACUUCUGGACUGUCAUGAUCCAUGACGGCCAAUACUUGUCAAACAACCCUGCUGUGAACGGUACAGCGUGCCACACAGUCCACCAUCUAUAUUUCAACUACAACUAUGGUCAAUUUACCACUCUCUGGGAUAGACUGGGUGGUUCAUACCGUAGACCAGAUGACUCAUUGUUUGACCCUACUUUGAGAGACUCCAAGGAGACCUGGGAUGCUCAAGUUAAGGAAGUCGAACAGUUCAUCCAGGAGGUUGAAGGUGACGAUAAUGAUAGAGUUUAUGAAAACGAUCCAAACACCAAGAAAAAUAACUGA
This is a messenger RNA of Saccharomyces eubayanus, 1098 nucleotides long. It is a transcript of the gene ERG3, whose product is annotated as C-5 sterol desaturase. Gene Ontology annotation, biological process: lipid biosynthetic process. Gene Ontology annotation, molecular function: iron ion binding; oxidoreductase activity. The transcript has a single exon. NCBI's taxonomy places the organism in Eukaryota, Fungi, Ascomycota, Saccharomycetes, Saccharomycetales, Saccharomycetaceae. Bases 1 to 1098 code for a protein of 365 amino acids. The record is from RefSeq and is a predicted model, not a curated record.